Dinoponera quadriceps is the source of this 846-nucleotide messenger RNA. Its product is annotated as rRNA-processing protein UTP23 homolog. The transcript is spliced from 3 exons. Gene Ontology annotation, molecular function: small ribosomal subunit rRNA binding. NCBI's taxonomy places the organism in Eukaryota, Metazoa, Arthropoda, Insecta, Hymenoptera, Formicidae. The coding region runs from base 63 to 833 and encodes 256 amino acids. The record is from RefSeq and is a predicted model, not a curated record. Gene Ontology annotation, cellular component: nucleolus; small-subunit processome.
UUUUCGAAUACAGUUUUGGUAUAGAGAGAGAGAGUUCACUAGUUUAAUUAAAAUCAUUUAAAAUGAAAACUUCACGGUAUAAAAAGGCGCGAAAGAAUCUAGGUUUUUAUAUAAAUAAUUAUAAAUUUUAUCAACCGUUCCAAGUUCUUAUCGAUGGUACAUUUGCGUAUACCGCAUUAGAGAAUAAAUUCAACAUACAGGAUCAACUUGCAAAGUACUUUCAAUCUGAAGUAAAACUGCUAACAACACCGUGUAUUAUUUCUGAGACUGAGAAACUUGGUUUGUCUUUUCAAGCAGUGAAUGGUGCCGUGCAAAUAGUGAAACAAUAUGCUAUACAUAAAUGUGCACACGCAAAAAAGCCAACCACUGGCCUAAAAUGUUUUAUGUCUAUGAUAGGAAAAGAUAAUAGUUCCAGAUAUAUCGUUGCCACACAAGAUCGUGAACUCCAAGAUAAACUGAGAACACUUCCAGGAGUUCCUAUAGUUUAUUUACAUGGAAGAGCACCCACGCUAGAAUCUCCUUCGGAAGCAAGUCGUAAAUAUGCUGAGGUUAUGCAGAAAAAUUUAGGUAUAAGUGCAUGGGAAAAGGAAAAUAUGAAAGUAUUGAAAAAGCAAGCAGGAAUAGUAGAAGAGGAGAGUAAACGGAAGAAAAGGAAGAAAAACGGAGGACCAAAUCCACUCAGUUGUUUGAAGAAAAAGAAAAAGACAGAAACAACAGUAUCGAAUAAAACCAAUGCAAAAUCUGAUAAAGUUCGAAAAAGAAAGAUUAAAAUAGCGCCACAUAUUAAAGAAGCUUUAAUGACAGAACUGAGGAGUAAACGUGAGGUGUCGUGAUCUGGAUAUCGAG